CCAACUACUCCGUCAGAUGAGUCGGCUCUCUUCUGCAGUUCUUCAUUCAGAUUAAGGUCCAGUUCUGAAGACAGGAAAUAAAGUUUCAACUUUUUUCUUCAGCUAUUUUGACAUUUCUUCAAUUACUUGAAGAAUUGUUUCUUUGGUAUUGAAUUUCAAUGGGGAGAGGAGGGGAAGACUACGGGAAGAGAGAAAAUGUCAGUGCUGCUUCUUCGAAGGCUGAAAAUUUUCCUGCUUGGGCAAGGGACGUAAAACAAUGCGAAGAGAAGUUCCAAACAAACCAAGAAUUAGGUUUAUCAACUGCUGAAGUUGAAAAAAGGAGGGAGAUUUACGGAUGGAAUGAGUUGGAGAAGCAUGAGGGCACAUCAAUAUUUCAACUAAUUUUGGAGCAAUUUAAUGACACUUUAGUUAGGAUAUUAUUGCUUGCUGCCAUUAUAUCGUUUAUUUUAGCUUGGUAUGAUGGCGAUGAAGGAGGGGAGAUGGAGAUAACAGCUUUUGUGGAGCCAAUUGUUAUAUUCUUGAUCUUGAUAGUGAAUGCCAUUGUUGGAAUAUGGCAAGAAAGCAAUGCAGAAAAAGCCUUGGAGGCUCUGAAGGAAAUUCAAUCGGAGCAGGCAAAUGUAGUUCGAGAUGGUAAGAAGAUCUCAAAUUUGCCUGCAAAGGAGCUUGUCCCGGGUGAUAUUGUGGAGUUGAGAGUUGGUGAUAAGGUCCCUGCCGAUAUGCGGGUUUUGAAUUUGGUAAGCUCAACUGUAAGAGUUGAACAGGGGUCAUUGACUGGAGAAAGUGAAGCUGUGAGCAAGACCGUGAAGGUUGUUCCUGAGAAUUCAGAUAUUCAAGGGAAGAAAUGUAUGGUUUUUGCUGGAACAACUGUGGUCAAUGGAAACUGUAUUUGCUUAGUCACCCAUAUAGGCAUGACUACAGAGAUUGGGAAGGUGCAUUCACAGAUUCAUGAAGCAUCACUUAGUGAGGAAGAUACCCCAUUAAAGAAGAAGUUGAAUGAGUUUGGAGAGGUUCUGACAAUGAUAAUCGGAGUGAUUUGUGCACUAGUUUGGCUUAUUAACGUGAAGUAUUUUCUUUCCUGGGAAUAUGUUGAUGGUUGGCCAACAAACUUCAAGUUCUCAUUUGAGAAGUGCACAUAUUACUUUGAAAUUGCUGUUGCAUUGGCUGUUGCUGCAAUUCCAGAAGGUUUACCAGCAGUUAUUACAACAUGUCUGGCACUGGGAACCCGAAAGAUGGCUCAAAAGAACGCACUUGUCCGUAAGCUGCCUAGUGUUGAGACUCUGGGUUGCACAACUGUUAUCUGUUCUGAUAAGACAGGGACUUUGACUACCAAUCAGAUGGCUGUUUCAAAGCUUAUUGCUAUAGGUUCAAGGCCUGGUACGCUGCGAGCGUUUGAUGUGGAAGGGACUACAUAUAAUCCUUUUGAUGGGAAAAUUCGAGGCUGGUCAGUUGGUGAAAUGGAUGUCAAUCUUCAAAUGAUUGCAAAGAUUUCUGCUGUCUGCAAUGAUGCUGGUAUUGAACAAUCUGGGAAUCAUUAUGUUGCCACCGGAAUGCCUACAGAGGCUGCACUAAAGGUUCUGGUUGAGAAAAUGGGAUUACCUGAGGAUGGCUCGUCUUUGGGUCAUGAGGACCAUCAACGCUGUUGUCAACUGUGGAACAAAAUGGAGCAAAGGAUUGCAACUCUUGAGUUUGACCGUGAUCGGAAGUCCAUGGGAGUUAUUGUGAAUUCCAGUGGAGGUCGAAAGGCAUUGCUAGUAAAGGGUGCUGUUGAGAAUUUAUUGGACAGGAGCUCUUUUAUGCAGUUACGCGAUGGCUCUAUUAUAGAACUAGACCAAUAUUCGAAGGAUCUUAUUUUGGAGAGUCUUCGGGAAAUGUCAACAGAUGCAUUGCGUUGCCUUGGUUUCGCAUAUAAGGAAGAGCUUUUUGAGUUUGCAACAUAUAAUGGUGAUGAAGAUCAUCCAGCUCAUCAGCUUUUGCUUAAUCCAUCCAAUUAUUCCUUAAUCGAGAGCAAACUUAUUUUUGUUGGUUUAGUUGGGCUAAGGGAUCCUCCUCGGAAAGAGGUUCGUCAAGCAAUUGAAGACUGCAAAGCAGCUGGGAUUCGUGUUAUGGUCAUUACAGGAGACAACAAGAACACGGCAGAAGCUAUUUGUCGUGAAAUUGGCGUAUUUGGACCUUCUGAAGAUAUCAGUUCAAGAAGCUUAACCGGAAAGGACUUUAUGGAUCAUCCUUAUCAGAAAAAUCAUCUGAGGCAGGGUGGAGGUCUUUUAUUUUCUCGAGCUGAGCCAAGGCACAAACAAGAAAUAGUGAGGUUGCUGAAGGAGGAUGGUGAAGUGGUUGCAAUGACUGGGGAUGGAGUUAAUGAUGCUCCUGCCUUGAAGUUGGCUGAUAUUGGAGUGGCAAUGGGCAUUGCUGGGACUGAGGUUGCAAAGGAAGCCUCUGACAUGGUGUUAGCAGAUGAUAACUUCAACACUAUAGUUGCUGCAGUUGGUGAGGGCAGAUCCAUUUACAAUAAUAUGAAGGCUUUUAUAAGGUACAUGAUAUCCUCCAACAUCGGUGAGGUUGCUUCUAUAUUUAUGACUGCUGCAUUGGGGAUUCCGGAAGGCAUGAUCCCUGUUCAGCUUCUGUGGGUUAAUCUUGUUACUGAUGGACCUCCAGCAACUGCUUUAGGGUUCAAUCCCCCUGACAAAGAUAUAAUGAAGAAGCCUCCCAGACGAAGCGAUGACUCACUAAUCUCGGCUUGGAUCUUAUUCCGCUACCUGGUGAUCGGACUCUAUGUCGGGUUAGCCACAGUCGGGGUCUUCAUCAUAUGGUACACCCACCACAGUUUCCUGGGUAUUGAUUUAAGUGGAGAUGGCCAUAGUCUUGUUACCUACUCCCAACUUGCCAACUGGGAUAAAUGCAAUUCUUGGGAAGGAUUCUCGGUGUCGCCAUUCACAGCAGGUUCCCAAGUGUUUAAAUUUGAUUUAGACCCAUGUGAUUACUUUCAAUCUGGGAAAAUCAAAGCCUCAACACUUUCCCUCUCCGUCUUGGUAGCCAUUGAAAUGUUCAAUUCCCUUAACGCUCUAUCAGAAGAUGGAAGCCUGUUGACAAUGCCUCCUUGGGUCAAUCCAUGGCUCCUUUUAGCCAUGUCCAUCUCAUUUGGUCUUCACUUCUUGAUUCUGUACGUGCCUUUCCUUGCACGAGUAUUUGGAAUUGUUCCCCUCAGCACCAAUGAAUGGCUGCUCGUAAUUGCUGUCACUUUACCCGUAAUUGUAAUCGAUGAGCUUCUCAAAUUCAUCGGAAGGUGUACAACUGGGUUGCGCUACCGUGCUGUAUCAAGACCGUCUAAGCAGAAAGCCGACUAAUUAUCAUCAUUAUACAAAAAAAUUGUAAUAACAUUUUAAGGGAUCAACAUAGAUUCUUGAAGUUGCUUUGUUUGAACUUCACUAAAUUUUCCAUA
Hibiscus syriacus is the source of this 3436-nucleotide messenger RNA. Its product is annotated as calcium-transporting ATPase 1, endoplasmic reticulum-type-like. Bases 159 to 3341 code for a protein of 1060 amino acids. Gene Ontology annotation, molecular function: ATP hydrolysis activity; ATP binding; P-type calcium transporter activity. Gene Ontology annotation, biological process: calcium ion transmembrane transport; intracellular calcium ion homeostasis. The transcript has 9 exons. NCBI's taxonomy places the organism in Eukaryota, Viridiplantae, Streptophyta, Magnoliopsida, Malvales, Malvaceae. The record is from RefSeq and is a predicted model, not a curated record. Gene Ontology annotation, cellular component: membrane.